CAGACUGUACACCGUGUGGAGAGUAGCAAAUUUUCAAGCGCCUGUCACAUUCAAGUUUCGGGAUACGUCGGUUUUUACAAAAAUAGGGACUUACUAGUAUUGAAAAGGACGGGACACCGGAUUCCCAGAGCGUGCACAUUGUUAACAUUCUACAUAUCGUCUGCUACGGAAGCUCGGGUGGAUGUUGGACAUCAGUCGCGGUCGUGACUCGUUUUACCCUUGGUGUGACACGGGUAAAGCCAGCAAACUGGCGGUCAAAACCAUGGUCCACUGUGCUGGAUGCGAAAGGCCGAUACUGGAUCGGUUUUUGCUCAAUGUUCUGGACCGGGCUUGGCAUGCUAAGUGCGUCCAGUGCGCGGACUGUAAGGCUAACCUGACUGAGAAAUGUUUCAGCCGGGAUGGCAAGCUUUAUUGUAGGAAUGACUUCUUCAGAAAAUUUGGUACAAAGUGUGCUGGUUGUGGUCAGGGAAUAUCACCGAGUGACCUCGUGCGGCGGGCGAGAAGUAAAGUGUUCCAUCUCAAAUGUUUCACGUGCGUCGUCUGUAGAAAACAGUUAUCAACCGGAGAAGAAUUAUAUAUCUUAGAUGAAAACAGAUUCAUAUGUAAAGAAGAUUAUUUAAAAGGUGGUUCUGAUGUAGAAAUGGACGACCACGACGAACUGGACUUGGAAAGCCAACUAAAUGACAAUCCUGGUAGCGUGGCUUCAGACAAGGACCCUCUUCUUGACGAUGAUUGUAAUGAUGAUGGCUCCAUCAUCAGUGGGUCGAACACUAACGUAGCCAGCCCUCCUAAUCCGUCAACAAAUGGUACAUCAGUGGGGACUCCCUCAGUACCCUCGCCUAGGGAACCUAAUAAUAACAACACGAACACUAGUAACAAAGAAAACAUGGACGAAUCUCCCUUGAUAAAACAGGAAACGGACUCAGAAACUGUAACAACUACUGGUAAAGAUGAAAACAGUUCUGGCGGCGGAACAAAACGACGGGGGCCUCGGACUACUAUUAAAGCUAAACAACUUGAGACUCUUAAAGCCGCUUUCAACGCCACGCCCAAGCCUACGCGGCAUAUUCGGGAACAGUUAGCUCAAGAAACGGGACUUAAUAUGCGGGUUAUUCAGGUAUGGUUCCAAAACAGACGGUCAAAAGAACGGCGGAUGAAGCAGUUGAGUGCUUUAGGGGCGAGGCGGCAUUUCUUCAGGAACCCUCGGCGGAUGCGAGCGCUCAGGGCGGGUAUGUCACCCCAUGAGCUGGACGAUAGCCCCGAGAUGAUGGGAACGCCGGGAUCUUAUUAUUAUGGAGAUAACGGUCAGGAUUUCUACCCAGGUUACCAAGGAUACGGAGACUUCUUCCCCGGGCAGGAUGGACACGGCAGCUUAAACUUUUUACCUCACAAUGGUCCAAUGGACGGUGUACCACCAGGAAGCAUCGCCCCGGACGGUCAGUUUGUCCACCACGACAUGAUGGUACCAACCAGUAGUCCCGAACCACAAAUGCCCCCCAUGUCCCACCCAGAUUUCCCUAACGGUCUACCUCGAGGCGCCAUUCCAUCGAAUUACGGACACAUACCACAUGGACCACCGCCGGAAAUGACGUCGGAAGCAUGGUGACAGAUGUAAAUAAAAUUCUAUUGGAUAAUUCGUAUCACGUGACGGAGCAAUGGCCAAUAGCGCCUGCUCAGUGCGCCAGAUUCGGCUUCUGCGCACUGAUAUGGACUGAUCUAAAAUAAGUAUUACGCUUAUUCAUUGGUGCAUCGUCCGAUCAGGGACUCUAAAAUCUUGUGGAGAUGAACUGAGCGCCGUAUGUUCGCGUCAUCGUGUUGAAGUCCUGUAUUUAUGGGCUCGCUGUGCUAAAAUGACUUUGAAUGCGAGUCCAAUUCCGAAGUAGAAAUGAUACGCCAGGUAUUGAUCUAUAUCUGAUUCACCCAUGAACUCUCGUGCGCAAAGGACACUUCAAUGAAAGGCCUGAAGAACGCAGAAGAAGACAUGAGACCUUUCCAAAUCCUUUUCCCAGUGCGAUGUGAUUCAAAAUUAUCAUGGCUGUUCCAAAAUUUCCGAGUGUCAUAUGAUUGGAAAGUAUCCUGACACAUCCGAAUAGUCGUCUUUCAUUGAAUAGGUUCUUUGUGCUAAAGAGGUUUUAACUUAUUUUUGUGUUUCUGGAUAGAUGGUAAUUGGCAGUCUUCUACAAUAAUGCCUGCAAGCGGUUACUGGUGAAACCCGAAAUGAAGUGUUGAAAUUGUUUGAAAUCAUCAAAAUCGUCGUACUGACAAAUGACACCAAAACUCCGCAACCCGAAUGAAAGUUCGCAGUUGACAAUGCAUUGAAACUACGAGCUAUACUAGUACCAGCCAUAGUUUCGAAUUACCUUACUAGCAGUCGUUCAGUUCGAGGGAGCAUUUAAUGGGUUAGAUUCAUUCCUAUCGACGAUUUCGUUUACAUGUAGCUUUCAUAUCAUUCCUGGCUUUACUAGUAACCCCUGCCGGCUCUCCUGCAUCAAAUCGAAUCAGAAAUGGCUAUGGUAUUGUACAGUUUUCUAGCAUGUCGACUUUUCUACAGUUACAAGAAGAGCUUCUAAAUUGAUGUGAUAAAGUCCAAGGUGGGGAGAGUUUAGAGUAUUUAUGGUAGAGAUAUAGAAAAUAUAAUUAUUUUUACUAAGGAAGGAGACUGAGAGGUGCAUUUUUGUCGUAUGAUAUUGUGAAAUUAUGUCGUCAUUUGUUGGGUUCUCAUUUUGUUCGUCAUGACUCGUGGUUUACGUGGCUCUCUUCCAUUGGUUCUGUUGUAGAUGUAAAUGUGUAUGUUAUAUCAAUCUAUGUCCUCUCAGUAUCUGGCACGUGGCGAUGACUGCGAAACCAAAAUCAGAGUUGCUGCGUAAUCAAAUCAGAGUUGGUCUAAGUCACAUGAGUAUGGUCUCGGUGUUGGACGAUUAAGCUACCUACAAGAGAGUAUUUCGAGUAACUUCUGCAGGGUUCCUCCUCCACGUGGGCCGCAAACUUCCUUUCUAUUACAAGAGGUUGCGCCUGCACAAAGCAGGUUUCUGCUGUUGGAUUGCCCUUGAUGGUUCACGAUGUCUCUCAACGGACGCCCGAGUCGUGGGGAAUCCCUGCAGAAUCAAACCAUGACAUGACUGCUAUAUCUUGGACUACCAGUCUCUUUCCGCGUUUGGUGUUAAAAUGUGGGAUGUUUCAAUCCAUCGGUGUUCCCUGGUGACACUUCUGGAAGCCAUUUAUUGCUGAUUGGAUUUACAUGAACCUUGUUCAGUCCUCUUGAAAACACUUUUUACGUAACGUGAUUUUCUGGUUAUGGACGUCAAGCAAAAGUUUUGAAUCUGAUUUCUGUUAUUUUCCGUUUCUGUUGAAGCCAGAACUCGAGGGAACACCAUCACUUGAAAUAUGACUGGGUAGACCAAGAAUUGAUUGUUCAAAACAGCAUUAUCACUAACACUGGCGUUAAGUAAAAUUGCAGACUUAUCUGAAGAAGAUAACGCUCACUUUAUGCCAGCGUUAGCGAAAAUGAUAUCAAAAUGAUGUUUUGAACUGUUGCGCAGAAAUACCAUAGAAUCCUGGUAUUUCAGGAUGCUGGUUUCACUUUGAGAUGUAAUAUAUUCACGGUCUUGGGACGUGGGCAUCACGUUAACCGAUGGCGUAAUCAUGAUAUUUUAUUUGAAAACAAACUAGUCUAUAAAUAAAGAUGCCAA
Molecule: messenger RNA, 3689 nt
Organism: Lineus longissimus
Lineage: Eukaryota; Metazoa; Nemertea; Pilidiophora; Heteronemertea; Lineidae
Product: LIM/homeobox protein Lhx5-like
Exons: 6
Coding region: 182-1606 (474 amino acids)
Biological process (GO): regulation of transcription by RNA polymerase II; neuron differentiation
Cellular component (GO): nucleus
Molecular function (GO): RNA polymerase II transcription regulatory region sequence-specific DNA binding; DNA-binding transcription factor activity, RNA polymerase II-specific; zinc ion binding
Source: RefSeq, a predicted model, not a curated record